Anguilla rostrata (American eel) is the source of this 2964-nucleotide messenger RNA. RefSeq names its product AT-rich interactive domain 5A (gene arid5a). Gene Ontology annotation, cellular component: nucleus. Gene Ontology annotation, molecular function: transcription cis-regulatory region binding. NCBI's taxonomy places the organism in Eukaryota, Metazoa, Chordata, Actinopteri, Anguilliformes, Anguillidae. Gene Ontology annotation, biological process: regulation of transcription by RNA polymerase II. The record is from RefSeq and is a predicted model, not a curated record.
CUAAGCCUUAUGAUUUCGAAAAUGACACUUCACAGCUUUGAUAACAGACGUUCGAACGGAGUAAACGCGGGUUCUGAAGUUAUGGAGGCAGCAAGAUAAUAACACACAAAUAAUAACAGCUACGGUUUUGAGAGCUUUACUUGUAAUGGUGUCACAGCCCAAGAGCGGGCAGAAGAAGACGAUGGAGCAGUGGGGAGCCGGCGAGGCGGGCAGGGUGGCGGACAGCGAACCGUUACUGAACCAGCAAACCCAUGAGAUAGAGCUCUCCCACUCCACCAAUGCUGGAGAAGAAGGAAGCAGGGUUGGCCAACCAGAGGAAGAGGAGAAGAGCUUUGUGGCCAGCCUGUACAGUUUCAUGAAGGAUAGGGGUACACCCAUUGAGAGGAUACCACACCUGGGCUUCAAGCAGAUUAACCUCUGGAGAAUCUUCAAAGCCGUGGAGAAACUAGGUGGAUAUGACUCUGUGACAGCUCAGCGGCUGUGGAAGAACGUGUAUGAUGAGCUGGGUGGCAGCCCGGGCAGUACCAGCGCUGCCACCUGCACCCGCAGGCAUUACGAGAGGCUUGUGCUGCCCUUUGAGAGGCAGAUUAGAGGAGAGGAGGACAAGCCCCUGCCUCCCGCCAAGCCCCGGAAGCAGUAUAAGAAGAGCAUGGAGGGCAAGAGCGGGAAGACCGAGGGCAAGAGGAAGAGGAGCCAGCUGGAGGGGGAUGGCGAGGGGCGCUCUGAGCAGGCCCAGGGGAAGCCGGGGGAGGCCAGCCCCUGCGAGGCGAAGGACCAGCCCGCCUCGGCCUGCACCGUUUCCCAGCCGACCAAGAGCCUCUUCGCCGGCCUCCAUUCCUCGGGCGGGGAGGUCAUCUCCCCUCUGGAGAAGAAGAAGCGCGUGGCCCAGGCCAGCCUCUCCCUCUCCCAGGCCGGCUCCAGCCCUGACCAGGACAGCAGAGGGAGGCCGUCCGUCAUUCACUGUGCCCAGUCCCCUGGGCUGCCCCGCUCUGGCAGGUCCCGAGAGUCUUCUGAAGGCUCCACUAUACCUCACUCCUCAUCCUCCUCGCGUAGCCCCUCCCCCUGCUCUGUCUCCUCCGAAGACUGCCCGGAGAAAAGGCCACCUUACGAAACUUACGAGGAUGAUUACAGCUGCGCCGCCUACUAUGGUAUCUACAUGCCAAACAACUGUUCCAUCAGCGUCAAGGACUCUACCGCCCACCUCCAACACCACAGAGACAGCCAACAGCUCGGCUUGUCCUCCGCUGAAGACUGCCCCCCCGCCCCAGGCCCGGAGAAAGUGGCACCUUACCAGGAUGAUUUCACCUCCGCCGCCUACUAUGGUGAAGUCUACAAGCCAGAGAGCUGUUCCACCAGCGUCAAGGACUCUACCGCCCACCUCCAACACCACAGAGACAGCCAACAGCUCGGCUUGUCCUCCGCUGAAGACUGCCCCCCCGCCCCAGGCCCGGAGAAAGUGGCACCUUACCAGGAUGAUUUCACCUCCGCCGCCUACUAUGGUGAAGUCUGCAAGCCAGAGAGCUGUUCCACCAGCGUCAAGGACUCUACCGCCCACCUCCAACACCACAGAGACAGCCGACAGCUCGGCUUGUCCUCCGCUGAAGACUGCCCCCCGCCCCAGGCCCGGAGAAAGUGGCACCUUACCAGGAUGAUUUCACCUCCGCCGCCUACUAUGGUGAAGUCUGCAAGCCAGAGAGCUGUUCCACCAGCGUCAAGGACUCUACCGCCCACCUCCAACACCACAGAGACAGCCGACAGCUCGGCUCGUCCUCCGCUGAAGACUGCCCCCCCGCCCCAGGCCCGGAGAAAGUGGCACCUUACCAGGAUGAUUUCACCUCCGCCGCCUACUAUGGUGAAGUCUACAAGCCAGAGAGCUGUUCCACCAGCGUCAAGGACUCUACCGCCCACCUCCAACACCACAGAGACAGCCGACAGCUCGGCUCGUCCUCCGCCGAACUUGUGGGGGGUAAAGGACAAACCCCCGACUGGAGCCCGGGCUGCAGAGGGGAGAACGUGCCCCCCGCGCUCAAAACUCUCCCGCCCACCUCCUCUACCUCAGCCGAAAUGGGCCCCAAAGCAUGCUGGGCCUCCUCAGUCCAGCUUCACCAAGGUGCUGCCCAAAUCCGGGGAGCAUCUGGGACAUGGCUCCUUUCAGCCGGGCCACAAACACCACCAGAGCCAUAAGAGGCUGCUGCCGGAGGACGCGUCGGUGUACGCAAAGAAACUGCAAAUGGUUCCCCCUCUGCACCACAGAGAAGCCAAGGAGAGAUCCAAGCUGGGCUUGCCCAAGCCGCUGCCCACCCAGCAUUCUCUGCUCCACCCUCAGGCCAGCCUUCCCAUAUCCUACUUGCUCCCGGCUUAUGAGAGGACCAGAUUGGUCUCGGCCCACCAGCUCAAAGGACUGUCCCUGCAUCCGCUUCUCCCCGCCCACCUGGCUGUUCCUUCCCAGCCCGGCUCCAUGUACCGCCACGUCAUGACGGGGACUCCUUACGCCUUCCCCUACGAGACUUUGCCCCGUCCCCGUCCUUAUCAGAUCCCGUUCUGGCACCCCCAAGCCGGAUACGCCAUAGCGGGCCUCAACCCACAUUAUCCCAACACUAAACUGUGACCCCCAUAUUACAAGUUGAAGCUCAAAUGUGAAAUACAUUGAUGUGAGGAUAAUUUAUGUGACUGGAAUCGGGCCCAAUACAUUUUUCAACCAUUUUGUGGUGGAAAUGCCUUCCAUGCGAGUGUUCCGUAGAGCAUUGAGUUUUUUCUCUACACAGAAAAGGGCAGUAUUGUUCUCUGAUUGGUGAAGUCUUUGUUGUGAGACUUUGAGACUUGAAUGGAUUGAAAUGGCCAGUAUAAACUUGAAAUGAAAGGGCUGUCUAUCGUGGACCAUAUAAUGUUAGACCAAAAAGUGCUCAAGUAAAAUUGACAACUGUAGUUUCAGAAAAGCAAUAAAACUACUGAUAUUUCCUUGAA